AUGGAGUUCCUCAACAAAUCAGGUUUCGCCGACUUCAGACACCAUCGGCUGGACAACGACUCGAUGAUGUUUUACAACUACAGUGCCUCAAACGAGACGGAGGAGGAACAUUUCUUCCCCGCCGGCUUAAAGAUCACCAUCGUCAUGGUGUACAUGAUUGUCUGCGUGGUGGGGCUGGUGGGAAACUGCCUGGUCAUGUAUGUGAUCAUCAGGUACACCAAAAUGAAGACGGCCACCAACAUCUACAUCUUCAACCUGGCGCUGGCCGACGCGCUGGUGCUGGCCACCUUGCCCUUCCAGGGCACGGACGUCUACCUGGGCUUCUGGCCCUUCGGCAACGGCCUGUGCAAGGCGGUGGUGUCCAUCGACUACUACAACAUGUUCACCAGCAUCUUCACGCUGACCGUCAUGAGCAUCGACCGCUACGUGGCCGUGUGUCACCCCGUCAAGGCGCUGGACAUGCGCACGCCGCACAAGGCCAAGCUGGUCAACAUCGGCGUCUGGGUGCUGGCCUCCGCCUUCGGGGUGCCGGCCAUGGUCAUGGGAAAUUUGGAGGAAGGUAAGGGGAGCGAAGGGAAUAAGGGAGAGGACAUCGAGUGCAUCAUCGCGCUGCCUGACCCGCGCAGCUACUGGGACCCGGUGUUCGGCACGUGCGUCUUCCUCUUCUCCUUCCUGAUCCCCGUGGCCAUCAUCAGCGUGUGCUACAGCCUGAUGGUCAAGCGGCUGCGCAGCGUGCGCAUCCUCUCGGGCUCCAAGGAGAAGGACCGCAACCUGCGGCGCAUCACGCGCAUGGUGCUGGUGGUGGUGGCGGUGUUUGUGGUGUGCUGGACGCCGGUGCAGAUCAUGGCGCUGGCCAAGAUGCUGGGCUUCAACAUGCACAGCCUGCUGACGGUGGUGCUCAUGCACUUCUGCAUCGCCCUGGGCUACGCCAACAGCAGCCUGAACCCCGUGCUCUACGCCUUCCUGGACGAGAACUUCAAGCGCUGCUUCGGCGAGUUCUGCUACCCGUCGCCGUUCCGCCUGGACGGCCAGCAGUCGGGCCGCAUCCGCAGCAUUGCCCGCGAGGUGGCCUACAACUGCAAGACGGUGGACGGCAUGACCAACCCCGCAUGA
Engraulis encrasicolus (European anchovy) is the source of this 1113-nucleotide messenger RNA. It is a transcript of the gene oprl1, whose product is annotated as opiate receptor-like 1. Bases 1 to 1113 code for a protein of 370 amino acids. The transcript has 3 exons. The record is from RefSeq and is a predicted model, not a curated record. Gene Ontology annotation, molecular function: neuropeptide binding; nociceptin receptor activity. Gene Ontology annotation, biological process: neuropeptide signaling pathway; sensory perception of pain. Gene Ontology annotation, cellular component: neuron projection; plasma membrane. NCBI's taxonomy places the organism in Eukaryota, Metazoa, Chordata, Actinopteri, Clupeiformes, Engraulidae.